Phragmites australis (common reed) is the source of this 1948-nucleotide messenger RNA. RefSeq names its product phosphatidylinositol/phosphatidylcholine transfer protein SFH11-like. The transcript has 12 exons. The record is from RefSeq and is a predicted model, not a curated record. Bases 377 to 1552 code for a protein of 391 amino acids. Lineage: Eukaryota; Viridiplantae; Streptophyta; Magnoliopsida; Poales; Poaceae.
GCUACUCCUACAGAGAGGCUGGCGGGCGGACCGGGCGCACGUGAUGGCCUGAGGAGGAGGACGACGAUAUGAUGCCGCCGCCUCAGGUUGCUACGCCCGCGCCGUGCCCGUGGGGGAGACGGCGUAUUCGCUUCGGGCCCUUAUUGCCGACCGCCGAAGUAACCUCCCUCCCCCCGCUGCAGGCACGCCAGAUGCUCGACAUAAUGCCAUGGUGCUCACGGCAUUCAUUUUACAUCCUCCCGAGAAACCAACCAAGGCGGAGGAGGGCUAGUAUAUACGUGAAGAAUCUUGUACCAUAGUCCGUGCGUCGCCGAGUUUCGCCGCUGCUUAUUGGUACCUCCUUCAAGUACAGAGCAAAAGCUCCUCCAUAUCAAAGAUGAGCUUCAGAUCUGUUGAGCAGUUACUUAGGAGGAACAACAAGACCAAAAUUUCUUGCAGUGUUGUUGAUGGCGUCCGUGACCAGAAGGAAGAGCAGUAUGUGCAAUCCUUGAGGGAGUUACUUCUUUCAAGCAACCAACUCCCAGAGAAGUUUGAUGACUAUCAUGUCCUUCUACGCUUUCUAAGAAUGAGAGGCUUCAACAUCUUAGAGGCAAAAGAGAUGUUCUUAAAUAUGUUAAAAUGGCGUGAAGAUUGUUCUGUUGAUACCAUUGCAAAUGAUUUUAAAUUUGAGGAGUAUGAUGCUGUGAAAAGAUGCUAUCCUCAUGGAUUUCAUGGAGUUGAUAGAUUUGGCAGGCCUCUAUAUAUCGAACGGAUUGGCUUGGUGGAUCUCAGUAAGCUCAUGCAAGUGACUAGUAUUGAUCGCUAUGUAAAAUAUCAUAUAUCAGAACAAGAGAGAACUAUAUCUGUGAGAUAUCCUGCUUGCUCAGUUGCGGCUAAAAAGCACAUUACCUCUACAACAGCCAUAUUGGAUGUGAAAGGAUUGGGGAUGAACAACUUCUCAAAAUCUGCAAGAGAGAUGUUCAUAGAGAUCCAAAAGAUCGAUAGCAAUUACUAUCCAGAGACACUAAAUCAACUUUACAUAAUCAAUGCUGGAUCUGGAUUUAGAGCACUGUGGAAAGUAUUGAAAUCAUUCAUGGAGGCAAGAACUUUAGCAAAGAUUCAGGUUCUGGGGACCAAUUACCUUAACACAAUAUUAGAAGCUGUUGACCCAAGCAAUUUACCAGAUUUUUUGGGUGGAACAUGCACUUGUUCUGCAACAGGAGGAUGCUUGCUUCAAGAUAAAGGACCGUGGACUGACCCGGAAAUGGUUCGUGCUUCUAAGGAGCCUUCUGCAAGACAAGUAGAUUCCACUUCUGGUAGGAAAAGAACUCUUGGCAUGUUGUUAAAGGAAAACCAGGUUGACAUUGAUAGAAGCGAAAAUAUUCAGCAGAAACAAGUCAAUGAACAGAUCUCAGAGAAGAUCAGAGAACUUGAAGAAUGCGCUGCUCAGACUAAGGAGACCCUGCAGGCACUAAUAUGCAAGCAACAAGAACUUGCCAGCCACAUCGAACAGUUGAGGAAAAUCCUUCGUGUGAGCGCAGAUAAGAAAGGCAACAUACAAAACUUGAAGUGAAAAAUGUGCUUCCACAAAAGAGGAGAAAGGGAAAAGGGCAAAAAAGAAGUAACCAUUGCAUUGCAAAGAAGAAAUAGGCACUUUACAUAGUUUUCAGUGAUGAUUCUUUAACCCCUAUCAGAUGGUAAAAUAUUAAGUUGCGGAUGCCAUAGUACACCAUGAUGAUUUCGCAGUGCAGUGCAGUGUACUUCUCGCCUAUGCGGGGUCUACGGCCUACGGUUGUACCGCGACAUCUCAGGAGUUCUGUAUCAUGUUAAAUGUUACUCCUGUAAUUUACCACCCAUCCAAAUUUCAUGAGUAAAGUUCUCUCUUGCCGAGACUCAAUUCGAUUAAUGCAGUGAUCUUCAAUCACUCAGCACUUUGAGGCUUCAUUUGGCAUCAUGGUGUCAUUCAAUU